GCGAGAGUGACCUUCCCUGUGCAGCUGUUCUCUCGACGGGCAAAUGACAACCCGGAGGUAUUGUUCUUUGAGUGCACCCUCAUUAUUUCCAAGGCAACACUUGCAGUCUGCUUGAACUGAAAAUUUGUAGACUGUCUAAGACUUGUCAACCUAGGUGUCAGUAAACUGGUGCUCAACCCUAGUCACCACCCAAGGAUUUAGCCCUGUUCUGCAAAACAGAUUGUGUCCUGUAAAGUCAUUCACGCUGUGAGCCUGCCAUGUCUGAGGCUCUGCUGACUGUAAAGGAGGCAACUGCCAAAUUGCUGGAUGUCGUCAGAGAAGGGUCACAGCACCUCCCAGGCUCCCCGACGACCCAGGCUUUGACGGUGGGAGCGGUGAUGGGAGCUCUGACCUACUUGCUGCUCAAGAAACGAUAUCGUCUGCCGCCCGGUCCCACCGCUUUCCCCCUUGUAGGAAAUCUGCUGGUAUUUCGUGAGAAGGACCCAUUAUAUAUGAUACUUCUGAACUGGUCCAAAGAAAAGUAUGGUCCAGUAAUCACCCUGUACUUUGGGCCCAAACGCUGGGUGACUCUGAACAGCAUUGAUGUGGUCCACGAGGCGUUAGUCAAGAAAGCCACCGACUUUGCUGGACGACCUUAUGCAUUUUGGAUGGAUCUCCUUAGCGAAGGUGGGCAAGACAUUGCCUUUGCCACGUAUUCGGCACGUUGGAAGCUGCUCCGAAAAGUCGGCAACCAGGCUGUGAGAUCUUUCAUGACAGGAACUCCGCUAGAGGUCGCUGUCCACGAGAUUGUGCCGUUGGCGGUAGACAAAAUGGCUGCCGAAACGGGACCUUUCGAUCCUCACGUCAUUUUGUCGUCUUUGAUGUUCAGCAUCAUCUACUCGAUGUGUUUUGGCGAGAGGCGAGGUCUUGAUGACCCGGAGCUGUUGCGACUCAUGCACGUCUUGGACACCGGCAACGAGCUGAUUGGCAACGGCCUGUUUGAGGACGUCGUACCAUUUCUACGUCUGUCACUCACACCUAGAGCUCGCCAGUUAAAAGCGAUUCUAACAGAAUUAUUUGACUUAAUACGUAUUAAUGUCGACAAACACAAGGAAACGCUAUCCAAAGACAAUAUUCGGGACAUGACAGAUGCUGUCCUCCUUGCUCAGAAAAGAGUGGAGGAAGAAGAAAACCCGGAAAAGAUGGCCAUGUUUAAUGAUGUCCAUGUCAGGCAAAUUGUUUCUGAUCUUUUUGUAGCUGGCGUUGACACAACAAGGAUGACCCUGGACUGGGGCCUGUACUUGUUGGCCAGUUUCCCAGAGAUCCAAAGAAAAACUCAGGAGGAAAUUGAGGCUGUCACAGGGGACCGGAUGCCACAGCUUGCGGACUACGGCAAACUUCCCUACACGGAGGCAGUGCUAUACGAGAUCAUGCGUGUGGGUACAGGGGUUCCUAUGGGUUUGCCUCACGAGACCUUAUGUGACACGACAGUGGGUGGCUUCGAUGUUCCCAAGGGAACGAUGGUCUUAAUCAACCACUGGGCGCUACACAAUGAUCCUGAUCACUGGGACAAGCCAGAAGAGUUUCGUCCCGAACGUUUCUUGGACGACCAAGGCAAGAUGGCGCCUAAGCCUGAGAGUUGGCUCCCUUUCUCGACAGGGCGUCGGGCGUGUCUGGGAGAAGCCAUCGCCAAGCCAGAAAUCGUGCUCGUGCUGGCCUGCAUCUUGAAACGACUGAACAUCUCGCUACCGCCAGGCGACAAGUUUGAUCCUCGACCGGCCUUCAACAGUACUGCAGUCUACAUCCCUAAGCCCUACAGAAUCAUCGUAACCAGGCGCACUAAACCUUAAAAAAAACAAAACAACGCAUGACUUGUUCAAGUAACUCUGAGAAAAAUGCCUUGAAUCAAACUACGCAGAGCAGUUUGAUUCUAGAAGAAUAAGGGGAAUAAGGGAAAAUUAACAAAUUGAAUGUAACAUAACCCUUGAAUAACAAGCCAACAUUUGUGUUUUCUGUUUAUAAUUCAUCAUGUUAAAACGUUGCAUUAAAAAGCGCAUCUUUGCUGUCACAGCUUAGCCGAUUGCAAAAGCUUGAUUGACGGAUUUAAAAAACCCUCAUUAACAUCUUUACAUGCAUAACGGGAUUUAAUGUAUACCAUGUCCUUAAAGAAAUGAUUAGACCGUUCAAACAGAAGUGGGCGGAUUAUAUAGCCGUUGGUAACUAUGCUUCUCAAACUACCCCCAAUACCUAGCAAAAUAUUUCAUGAAUAGAUUAUGCAGCAUAAUUUUUUUCUGAAGCUGGUUUCAGGAGAGAUCACAGCACAAUAGACCACAUAUUUAUCUUGAAAGCACUUCGUCAGAAGCAGUUGCUUAAAUACAAAAAAGUGUAUGAAUCGAAACAAUUUUCAACUCUGUAACUAGGAAAAAAAAACUUUGGACUGUAUUACUGAAAAACUAUUUGACUCAUCAAAAGUAUGUGUGAAGGUGUUAAAGGUUGGUGCUGUUUUAGCUGCUCAGGAUGACUAAAACAAGGUCAGAUUUGUAGUCCUGUUUGGUUUCGUUUUCUACCCAUCCACUUCUAGACCAUGCUUCCGAGUCUUAGGUUAAUGAUACGAGUACAGUAUACUUAAAGUGCUUUAGACUCUUAAUGACCGUAUUUAAUUCCUAUUUUGUUAAAGUCAUUUUUGUCCAUUUUCAGCUUCUACUGCUUUAUGGCAAAGGUAUCUAGAGUCUGUGUUCAGACAAUAGCAUAAUCAGAAAUGUGUAUUUGUUCGCAUUAACCUUAUUGCCUUAAUGUUUCCAGCUUCCAAAGGAACGCUUGUCAAGAAAAGUGUAUAAUAUUUUUCUGCAAUUCGAUUAUUAAAAUUAAUUUGAUAUGGUUACGUUAAUUGGUGAUUUUUCUGUACAGGUAUGGGUUUGGUUUUGUAUGAGAAAAAUCGAGAAGCUGUAAA
Molecule: messenger RNA, 2929 nt
Organism: Pomacea canaliculata
Lineage: Eukaryota; Metazoa; Mollusca; Gastropoda; Architaenioglossa; Ampullariidae
Product: steroid 17-alpha-hydroxylase/17,20 lyase-like
Exons: 11
Coding region: 258-1829 (523 amino acids)
Molecular function (GO): heme binding; iron ion binding; oxidoreductase activity, acting on paired donors, with incorporation or reduction of molecular oxygen
Source: RefSeq, a predicted model, not a curated record